AUGGAGGAUUACACCACCGUCUUCGCUGAUCCUGUCUCCAUUAUCUCCGAACGUGUCCUAAAUGCGGACUCGGAGGACGACAAGCUUCAACAUCGAUUUCGAGUUUCACAUCUACCAGCGGUGAUGACUCAAAUCACAGGCGAAGGAUGGAAGAAUCCACAUCAACACCUUCUCCAAUGGAGGAUUCCCCCACAAGCGGUGAGCGGGUGA
Molecule: messenger RNA, 210 nt
Organism: Linum trigynum
Lineage: Eukaryota; Viridiplantae; Streptophyta; Magnoliopsida; Malpighiales; Linaceae
Source: the annotation of a GenBank genome assembly